AGCAGAUCUUUAUACGCAAGUCAGUUGAAUAAAGUCAACCGUAACCGGUAGUGAUAAAAAAUGUAAAAAUAUUCGCCAUGCUCAAUGCAAAGGUCGCAAUUUUAAACGAAAAUUAGCUGUGUUUUUAUUUAUAAAAUGUUAUUCAAUUAUUCCAGUAUUGCUAUCAUCAUAUUAAGUCAAAUUAUUCAGACUUUAACUCUUUUAGAAGACGCGAAAUUAUUUUUUACGGAUCUGUCAUCUAAAUACGGGCAUCCAGCAGAAAAAUACGAUGUCACCACAGAAGAUGGAUACAUACUUACGCUUUAUCGUUUGCCUGGUAAAAGCAAGCUUCCAGUUUUACUAAUGCAUGGACUGUUUAGCACAGCUGACUCUUGGAUACUUAGGGGCAACACAUCUUUGCCUAUAACCCUCGCAAACUCUGGCUAUGACGUUUGGAUAGGCAACUGUCGAGGGAAUACAUAUUCCAGAAAACAUAUCCACAUAAGCCCAAAUUCAAGAAAAUUCUGGAACUUUACAUUCCACGAACUAGCCAUCUACGAUUUGAGAGCUGUAAUUGACAAAGUACUGAAGGAAACUGGAGCAAAAAAGCUCAAUGCAAUCGGCCAUUCCUUGGGAAACACAAUCUUCUACGUUCUAGGAUCCACGGUACCAGAGUACAACGAAAAACUUAAUUUACUUAUAGCAUUAUCACCUAUAUGCUAUUUACAUAACGUUCCAUCCCCCGUGAAGAAUAUUUUGGAUUUAGCACCAUUUUUUAAAGAGUUAAGAAAGCAGAACUACGUCGACAAAGUAUUCGGACCCGGUUUAAUCAAGCAGUUGCUAGAAAAAAUCUGUGCAAAUCCAGUUUACGGCUACAUCAUAUGUGUUGAGACACUACUUUUUCCUUUAACUGGAUUCAAUAGAGAGGAACUGGGACCAGAUUUUCUACCCAUACUGAUCUCCCACUUCCCUUCAAGCAGUUCUUUGAAGAAUUUACUGCAUCUUGCACAAGUUUAUAACAGAAGAAAAUUCGCAAAAUAUGAUUACGGAUUUUCAAAAAAUUUCUUACUUUACAACUCUACAAAACCUCCUCUUUAUGACUUGGGAAAAGUGAAAAUGCGUAUAGCUUUAAUAUCGGCGAAAAAUGACAGACUAUCGACAUUAAAAGAUGUAGAAAUAUUGAGAGGGAGACUGACUAAUAUUGUGAGUGAUUUGGUGAUGCCUUUGGACAAGUUCAACCAUGUAGAUUAUAUUUGGGGCGAGCGAACUAAUUUGUAUCUACAUCCGUACAUCUUAAGUGAGUUAAAAAUGUAUUCUUGAUAAUUUUAGCCUUUAGUACACAACGCAAUCGCACGCGGAGUGCAGUACAUGGUAAUUAGAGUACGCAUCAGUGUGCUAAAGGUUCAUUUAUGCCAGAGCAAUAUAGUGCGACAUUGUGGCAUGGGCUGCAUGGUUCAAUGAUUCAAAUGUAGCAAGAGAUACGAUAUUGUCUCGGCAUAAAAUAACUGCCAAUGUUCUGAUCUAGCAUGUCGCAUUGCCGCAUGUUCCGGCGUCAUACAGU
This is a messenger RNA of Maniola jurtina (meadow brown), 1540 nucleotides long. Its product is annotated as lipase member K-like. The record is from RefSeq and is a predicted model, not a curated record. Gene Ontology annotation, biological process: lipid metabolic process. The transcript has a single exon. The coding region runs from base 136 to 1299 and encodes 387 amino acids. Gene Ontology annotation, molecular function: hydrolase activity, acting on ester bonds. Lineage: Eukaryota; Metazoa; Arthropoda; Insecta; Lepidoptera; Nymphalidae.